CGGGCGAUGUUGCAACGGCAAUGGAGCCCACAAAAGGCUCCCGCCGUCCGGUAUCGGCGGCACAUAGAGCUGAGCUAGAACUGAGGUGGGUACAGGGAUUCACCAAAAGGAAACUUGGCUUUGUGAACAACAGGACUAUCUGUUACCCUUGUGGGAAUUAUAUCAUUUUUAUCAACAUUGAAACAAAGGAGCGAGCAGUCUUACGGUGCCGAAAUGGAAGCAUAGGAGCCUUUGCAGUGAACAGGAACCAGGGAAUAAUAGCUUUUUCCGACCGGCAACUGAAACCUACAAUCCAUGUCUACGCUUUUCCAGGACUAGCAAAACAAGCUAAAUUAAAAGGACAGGCUAGCUUGGACUAUUCCUUGCUUGCGUUAAGUCAUGCAGGCUCUUACCUGGCCAGUUACUCCUCAGUUCCAGAAUUUUUCCUUUCAGUAUGGGACUGGAGCAAAAAAAUUCUAUUGUGCAGUCAGUCACAGCCAGGAGUAGAUGUGACUGCAAUGAGUUUUAAUCCGAUGAGCUGGCACCAGUUGUGUUUGCAUAGUGGAACCUCUGUUACUCUGUGGAAUAUUGAAAGAAGUGAUAAUGAACACCUUUUGAAAUCAAAGCCAGUCAGUCUCCCUGCUCAAGAUGGAUCUACAAUGUAUGAGCAAAAUACCUUUUUCUCCUGUCCGAAUACUCAAGAUCCUUAUUUUGGUCCUGUGCUGCCUAUUUCAGCUGUUGCUGGCCUCAUAGGGGAUGAAGCAGAAACAUUUAAACCUAAAGAUGAUACUCAGCCUACAGUUCAUCCUACUGUCCACUGCUGGACUCCAACCUCUGACUUAUAUAUGGGCUGUGAAGAGGGAUAUUUUUUGAAAAUUGGUGCAGACACAUUCAAGGCUAUUACUGUCCACCAGAAACUUUCACCAGAUGCUAAAGCAAAACGACGUGCAACUUUUCGGUCAGUGUCCCACUCUCCUGGGAAAGCUGAAGGUGUUGAAUGUUCUGAAGCUCAAAAUGUGGUCCUUUUUGCUAUGGCACUACACAAGGAUGGACUGUAUGCAGCUGGAAACGAUGGUGUUGUUCGUUGCUAUCAAAUCAAAGGCACACAAUUUACUAUAGAAGAUUGCCUGGAAGUGGAGCAGCCCAUAACAAAUCUCUUAUUUUCCCCUGACUAUACUUACUUAUUAGUUGAAACAGAGAAAGGAUCUCUCUAUGUCUUUAAUCCUAAUGGCAAUGAAGAUGUGCUCCAGUUCCUGGAUGCAAGUGAAGGUCAAUUCCUUGGGGUUGAUUUUAUUGUACCAGGAUCCAAGCACUGGGUGUCUGUAGCAGAGUCAGGGGAGAUGCAUAUUUGGCAGACAGAGGAUGGAACUUGUAUCAGCAAGAUAUCUCUACACACCCUGGCCACAGCGAUGGCUUGCAGUUUGUCCUCUCACUGUGUGACAGUGGGAACUAAAGGAGGCCACAUCUUCUUCAUAGAUGUUACGAAUGUUGAACUUCCUAAGGUGAUUCAUCGGGUUCUACUUACUGAACGUCCUGUGCAAUUGUUGCAUUACGAACAGAGUGGUCGAUUUCUUAUAACGGGAACUUCAAAUGGUUAUAUCUUUAUUUUAAGUGCCCUGCCUUCAAAGUUAUUUCAAGUUCUUGGAUACAUAGAGUUAUCCCAUGAGAUUAUUGACUUGACUUCACUCUAUGAUGUAGAGAAAGAUGUAUCUGAAGUUAUUGCACUCCUUUGUCCACCAGAGACCAAAAGAGCAAGAACGGAAGUGUUCAGCCUUCCUACAAAAAUCAUCUUGGAUAAUGAGGAAUGUAUCAAUGAAAGGGGGUUGUUGAAGGACCAGGUCAUUCGAAAGCAUACCUAUGACUAUGAGUUCCCUCUGAGUUCUGUGGUCAAACGGAAGGACACCACUGUGUAUGGCUAUGCUAGCCAAGCCCCUUUCAUCUGUAAAUACCAUUUUGCUUCAAAGAUAAGCUGGAAAGAUUCACCAAUUGUUAAAUCAGAGAAGAGGAUACCAAGCAAACAGUUUGGAAGAGCAUUCCUGCAUUUGUCACCCCAUGGCAAGUGGCUGGCUUCAGUAGCUGAAAGUGGAAUAUUAAUUAUCCAUGAUGCUGGGACUAUGGACAUUCUAGCUCGUGAGCACUGUCAUUCGUAUCAUGAACAUGGAAUCAGGUCACUGGCAUUCUCACUGGAUGGUCAAUUUAUACUCGUCAGUGGUUUGGAUGGAGCAGUUGUUUUGCUGAAAUGGAAGAAGAUCAGUGAGCGCAAACUGAAGGAUGCAGUUGACUUUGGGAAUUAUCUUCUUGGCAGAUUAAACAACUAUAUUUUCCAGGAAAACACAUUUCUAAGGAAGAUGCCAGAAUGGGCAAUGAUAUUUGAAAGGAGAUUAGAGUCUGCGCUCUUUCAAAGUGAUUCUCAGAUAAAGUUUAAGAAGGGAUCAACUGUGGAAAUUGAAGAGGAGAGUGAAUAUUUCCUUCUGACUCAAGAAAAAUCUUCUGAGCCAACGUGGUUAGAUCAGAAAGCAGAGAAGGCUAUCAAGGCAGAAACUGCCAAGUUUGCCGAUAAGAGAAAAGAAGUGAAACAUGGAAUUAAAAAGCUCCGUAAAAAGAUCCAGGAAAUGAUGUAUGAAAAUGCAAAGGCACCUAAAAUUGAGAAACUGGACCAACAGGAAUUCAACCUGGACACAGAAGAACAAGAGAGGCAACAAAUAGAAAGUGGAAAAGAAGUGGCACGGGUAAGGAAGGAUAUAGAGAUGGAAAAUCUAGCCAAUGCCUAUUUACGUGAAAUCAUCAAAGAAGAUUGCUGGGAUGCUAUGUCUGUUAAAGGUCGCUCAGUUAGGAGCUUCCACUCAUCAUGUGAAGCACAGAAUUAUCCUAUGAAAGAACGGACUCCUGAAGAACUGGCCUUCUUGGAGAAAAUUCAGCAUAUGAAGAAGAUUGAAAAGGCAGAUCUGAAGCUUCGAAGAGAAAUUGUUGAUUUCGAGUCUCACAUUCCAGUCUCUAAAGAGGAAGGGGAGAAGGCAGAAGAAGGAGAGAAACGGGAUGAAGAAACAAUGAAUGCUCUGGAAGGGAGCUUGAGUUCCCACUUUGGUGCAGAUACAUCUGUUUUAUAUCCUCAAAUGGAAAUGCACACUCGGGAAGAGAAAAUUAAUCAGAUUGUAUUAUUACGGGACAUUAUUUAUAGUGUGAAAACUGCUUUUAAUAAGGAAUUUGACUCAGUUGCUCGAAUGAAGGAGUUGGAGAUUGCACGUGUUAAGGAAAGAAAUGCGAGGAUCUCUGAGAUCCUGAACCAGCUGGAGAUCCAGGAAGAGAUCUGGGAGGCAACUUUAACAGAUAAUGAGAAACCAGAUCGAGAUCUAAAAGUCCUAGACUCAGAGAUCAAAGUAGAGAAGUACUUGACUCCACUCCAGAAAGCAAAGGAAAAAAUUAUGGCCAGGAUUAAUUAUAAAAGACGUCUUGCUGCCCAGGGGGACAAUGCAAGAGAACGUGGACUUAUGGACAUGAUGAAUGGAGUCCUUGAGAUCAAAAAGGAAGACAUUUUAAAGAUGGAGAUUCCACCACCUCCUUUUGCAUCAAAACCAGAGGCUCUCUGGAAUGAAGAUGAGAAAAAAGUAUAUAAAGAAUAUGAAAAAAAAGUGAAGGAACUAAAUGAAGAAAGAGAGAAACACCGAAAGAUUCUAGAAACUGAGUUGAGAAAACUUCAAAGCUCUGUUCAGGAAACAACACAAACAUUUGAUGAAAUUAUGAACAGGCUGUUUGAGAAAAAAGUCAAGUCAGAAAUGGUUAUAUAUCAGGAAGAACUCAAAAUAACCAACCUUCUGUACUCAUUGCUUUUGGAUGAAGAACUGAGCACAAGAGAAGCUGGGCUCAAUCAUUAUCUUGAAAAAAAGAGGAAAGAAAAGAUGUUGACUAGUGAUGCAGUCAAGGCAGCCAGGGCACAAGUGGAUGCUUACAGAGAGGCCUAUGACAUCUUAGUUGCUGAAGACAAACUCAUGGAACGUGGCUUUAGAAAGGAAUUUUCUGAUGUUCCAGCUCAUUAUGUUGAUCAACUAUCCAAACUUUACAAACGUCGGCCUAGGGCUCAGAGGGCAAAGGUUGUACAGGACACCAGUAACCCUUAUGGAGAUCGGCCAGGCUCUGCCAAAGCACUGCAGGAUGCUUAUGCCCAAUUAAUGAAAGGAAUCGAUGAAAUGGAUGAAUUUGGAAACAAACCAGAGGGCCUUGACUAUUCCAUCUGGGACCGUUUCUGUAUGUCUAGACGGACCAAAGUAGAAAGUGAGCAACAGAUUAAACAGAAAGCACUGACACUUGCAGAGAUGCAGACUUUCCUUCAGAAGAGGAUAGAGGAUGAUGAGAAAGUACGGAAAGACAUUGAGCAAAUCUUCACAGAACUUAAUCUGCUUCGAGAGAUGAAGAUGAAAUUUCAAUUAGAUCUGAUGGUCCAGUUUCUUUUAAAACAAGGCCAAGUGGAGCUAGACAGUAGCAAUUUAAUACCCGAUUACACAGAUGCUAUUCUUAUCAACAGGAGCAUCAUUGAGGAACUGAACAGCACUAUCCGGGCUCAGGGAGAAAGGAAAGUUGCCAGCAUGGUGGAAAGCAAAGAUUUUCGGAAAGGGAUAUUUCAGCUGGAAUGGGAGCAUAAAAAAAUUCAGAUGCAGAUUGAUGAUCUCAACCAAAAGGCCCGAGAUAUUCAAAAACUGAAUGUAACAAAGGAUCGCCAACUUUUCUUAACGGUGCUAAAUUAUGACAGCCGAAUUAAUCGUGAGGUUUCGGUGAUGGAGGCAACACUUAUUUUUCUAGAUAAGGUUCAUAAGAAAAAUGUGCAACAACGGGAAAAACUUAUCAUGGAGCUGGAGAAGCAAAUUGAUCAGAAAAAGGCAGCAAACCUGAAAGUCAGCAAGGAGAUACGAGAAAUGCUUGUUUCCGUGUCAGAAAGGCGACAUAUUUUUGAGGCUUCUGACUCAGAACUACUCAAACAAAAGAUUCAUAAAGAACAUUAUGAAGACAUUUUACAGCGACAGCAACUUGUGGAUCUUGCCAAAGCACAGGCUCAGGAGCUGUCCAUCCUUCAGGCUGAAGUGGAGAGACUGAGAAUGAGAACAUUCCCCGCUUUCUUUGAUGUGCAAGAAUAUUAGUAAGGUGGUGCUCU
Molecule: messenger RNA, 5122 nt
Organism: Heteronotia binoei (common prickly gecko)
Lineage: Eukaryota; Metazoa; Chordata; Lepidosauria; Squamata; Gekkonidae
Gene: CFAP43
Product: cilia and flagella associated protein 43
Exons: 39
Coding region: 21-5108 (1695 amino acids)
Biological process (GO): sperm axoneme assembly; cilium assembly
Cellular component (GO): axoneme
Molecular function (GO): protein binding
Source: RefSeq, a predicted model, not a curated record